GCACCAUAUCAUCAAUCAAGCUACCAUGGCCCUCUCCAAUAUGACCGCAUUGGCUGAGACGAUGCGAGCUGUGGUCUGGCAAGGCCAGCCAUUCAACAUCUCUGUCCUAGACGUCCCCAAACCCACCAUCCAGAACGCGACCGACGUGAUCGUUCGCAUGUCCCGGGCCGCCAUCUGCGGAUCCGACCUGCACAUCUAUCGAGGCACCAUGGAAGGCCAGGUCCUCCCUGUCGGCAUCGGCCACGAGGGGGUGGGAUAUAUCGCCGAAGUCGGGGCUGACGUGGGGUCGUUGAACGUGGGCGAUGCGGUGAUCGUGCCCUUCACCAACCCGGACGGCCAUUUCGAGACGGCCCUCACACCUGUCCCGUAUGCAGCGUUUGGCAACGGCGGGGCUCUGGGGGGCACUCAAGCCGAGUAUCUACGAGUACCGCACGCGGACGGGGGGCUCAUCCCCAUCCCCGCCGUCAACUACACCGACCCAACCACAAACGAGACCACCUCCCUGCUCAAUGACUACGUGAUGCUCUCGGACAUCUUCGCGACGGGCUGGACGGCGCUAGACUUCGCAGGCUUCCAGCCGGGGGACACGGUGGCCAUCUUCGGCGCCGGGCCCGUGGGCCUGAUGGCGGCGUAUUCGGCCACCUUGCGAGGGGCCUCUCGCGUGUACAGCGUGGACUAUGUCCCGGAGCGGCUCCGUCUGGCAGCGUCCAUUGGCGCCAUCCCCAUCAACUUCCAAACCGCAGACCCCGUGGACCAGAUCUUGGCCCGCGAGCCCGCGGGGGUGGCCCGGAGCGUCGAUUGCGUCGGAUUCGAGCAGGUCAAUCGAAACCUAACCGUACAGUCAGACGUCAUCCUGCAGAACAUGCUGGCCGUCACGGCUGUCAACGGGGGCAUGGGCACGGUGGGGGUGUACAGUCACGGCGGGCGCGACACCGCCAGCCAACCCCGGGCGUCCAGCAUCCAUACCGAUUUCAACCUCUCGCUCGCCGACUUCUGGAGCAGGGGCUUUCAUUGGGGCGCUGGGAUCUCCAGGCCUCUCGAUCUGGCCCCGCAACUGCUUCAUCUGGUCGCGUCGGGCAAGGCCAGGCCCGGGUUCAUCGUGAGUGAUGUCAUCGAUAUCGAGGACGCCCCGGCCGCCUACGCGAGGUUCAAUAACCAUAGCGCGACCAAGGUGGUGAUUGCUUUCGACCAUUAGCCCCAGUUGCUGGAGUGUGAGACGUGCGGCCUGUGUGAGUCGCCGAGUCGACUUUGUUGUCAAUGUGUCGCAAUAGCCCGCGAUCCCUGCUUACAGUGAAUUCAUUGCGAUCAUAGUGAUCUGAUCGCUCUCAGUGCUCACGCAACCUGCGUUCCAUCGGACAAAUGUACAUAUUCUUCGCUCUGCUAGCUUCAAGUUACUCGGUCUUGUUAUUCGUCCACGCGUCCUAUUUAUGUAGGUAGCUACGUUCAGCUCGGGUUACAGGAAGCCCUUUUCCACGCGGAAGCAAGUUGGAAUGUCGAUCAGGAUUGAUUGACCGGGAUGAUGUGUA
Molecule: messenger RNA, 1526 nt
Organism: Aspergillus uvarum CBS 121591
Lineage: Eukaryota; Fungi; Ascomycota; Eurotiomycetes; Eurotiales; Aspergillaceae
Product: glutathione-independent formaldehyde dehydrogenase
Exons: 1
Coding region: 26-1195 (389 amino acids)
Molecular function (GO): zinc ion binding; oxidoreductase activity
Source: RefSeq, a predicted model, not a curated record